AUGCCUGAGAGUCAGAUCAUCGAACUGGGCACGCUGGGCCAGAUCCCCCUUUACAGCCUUGAACGCGCGCUCCAGGACCCUCUUCGGGCUGUCAAACUGCGACGGCAAAUCGUCUCCCAGCAUCAAGCCACUGGCAACAUCGACUUCACAACGGACGGCUCCGCGCUCCCGUACGAAGGAUACGACUACAAAGCAGUCCUCGGAGCCUGCUGCGAGAACGUGAUCGGGUAUAUGCCCAUCCCUGUGGGCGUCGCCGGUCCGAUCAAAAUCAACGGAAAGAUGGUGUUUCUCCCCAUGUCCACGACAGAGGGCGCGCUGGUUGCGAGCACGAAUCGUGGCUGCAUGGCGAUCAACGCCGGUGGAGGCGUGACUGCUCUGGUGCUGGGCGAUGGCAUGACCCGAGCGCCUAUCGUUCGAUUUCCCAGUCUCGAAGAAGCCGGCGCCGCAAAACAAUGGCUGGGCUCUGAUGCAGGAUUUCUCAUCAUUGAGGACGCGUUCAAUGCAUCCAGCCGCUUCGCUCGGCUUCAAAACAUUAAGGCCACGGCCGUUGGCUCGGACCUCUAUAUCCGGUUCACGGCCAGCACGGGCGACGCAAUGGGCAUGAACAUGAUCUCCAAAGGGGUUGAGCAAGCGCUGGAGGCGAUGCAAAAGCACGGGUUCGAGUCUAUGGAUGUCGUCUCGCUGUCGGGGAACUUCUGUGCGGAUAAAAAACCUGCGGCUGUGAACUGGAUUGAGGGGCGAGGCAAGACCGUGACCGCGCAGGCGACAAUACCUGAACAUGCGGUUCGAGAAACACUCAAGACCAGUGUCGAGGCCCUCGUGGAGCUCAACGUCUCCAAGAACCUGGUGGGCAGUGCUGUUGCAGGGGCUCUGGGAGGGUUCAACGCCCAUGCCGCCAAUGUUGUCACGGCGAUUUAUCUUGCCACUGGUCAGGAUCCCGCACAGAAUGUGCAAAGCAGCAACACUCUGACCGUGAUGAAAAAUGUGAAUGGUGAUUUGCAAAUCUCUGUUUUCAUGCCUUCCAUUGAAGUCGGCACCGUUGGGGGAGGGACAGUCCUGGGCCCUCAAAAGGCAAUGCUGCACAUGAUGGGCGUCCAAGGGGCCGACCCCGAACAGCCAGGUAGAAACGCACAGGAGCUGGCCCUGCUGGUGGCGGCUGGCGUGCUGGCUGGAGAGCUCAGUCUUUGCUCUGCUCUGUCAGCGGGCUCGUUGGUGAAAAGCCACUUGACCCAUAAUCGGAAGAAAGGAUGA
Aspergillus nidulans FGSC A4 is the source of this 1251-nucleotide messenger RNA. RefSeq lists its product as uncharacterized. The record is from RefSeq and is a predicted model, not a curated record. Gene Ontology annotation, molecular function: oxidoreductase activity, acting on the CH-OH group of donors, NAD or NADP as acceptor; hydroxymethylglutaryl-CoA reductase (NADPH) activity. The transcript has 2 exons. Gene Ontology annotation, cellular component: membrane. Gene Ontology annotation, biological process: isoprenoid biosynthetic process; coenzyme A metabolic process. Lineage: Eukaryota; Fungi; Ascomycota; Eurotiomycetes; Eurotiales; Aspergillaceae. The coding region runs from base 1 to 1251 and encodes 416 amino acids.